Molecule: messenger RNA, 664 nt
Organism: Durusdinium trenchii
Lineage: Eukaryota; Dinophyceae; Suessiales; Symbiodiniaceae
Source: the annotation of a GenBank genome assembly
CUGGAUUGACUCUUGCACAGCAACGAAGCCGCAUCCUCCGCAGCCAUUGGCUUCAGCGAGCCAAGACCCCCUCUGAAACGGGGCACAGCUCGCUCCCCAAAUCAGUCCGGCUUCGGACGGAGAGAAAGCUCGCGCACAAAGCAUGCGCGUUCGUGUCCAGUGCUUGUGUUUCAUCUUCUUCACCGAAGUAUGUGUUGGGCACGUUGUCCCAGAAAGCUUCCUCCACUUUGCCUCCACCGAAGCGCAGGAGAAGCGCCGAAAGGCCCGCGAUGAGAUUAAAGCGGAGCAGGAUCAAUUUCAUCAGGAGUUGAAGGAGAAGAAGAAGCGCUUGGACAAAGAGUUAGAAGACCAAGCCAAGGAGGAGAAGUUUCUGGAAGAGGAGGUCCAACGACUUCGCAAGGUUGGUCGAAAGAAGGAGUCGAAAGCGAAACCAGCAUCCUUCCUCGAGCAGAGUGACAUGAAGGUGAACUGCUUCAUAUCUUCCCUUCUCCUGCUGGUGCUCGGCGGGGUAGCUGCACUUUUGACUCGGGCGAGGGCUGCCGAACCCGAGGAUUACCUCCGCCAUGAGCCGGAAAGAAGCGCGGGAGACGAAGCCAGAGCGGCUCGUGCAUGACGGCAGAGUCUGGUGAUGGGGGAGAAAAACAAUAUAUCUGGAAAAUACCGC